Messenger RNA from Rhizophagus irregularis DAOM 181602=DAOM 197198, 3308 nucleotides. NCBI's taxonomy places the organism in Eukaryota, Fungi, Glomeromycota, Glomeromycetes, Glomerales, Glomeraceae. The record is from RefSeq and is a predicted model, not a curated record.
AUUUUAUAAUACAACGAGUUUCUUAAUUUCUCUUUACUUUUUGGACUUUAUGUUUUUAGCGAGAAAUAAAAAAUGGAAGGAAAUUCAAACCAGAAUGGAAGUUCAUCGUUUGUUAAUAGUUCCAUCGAGUUCAGACUACCUCUGCUUGAAAACAUAUCCAAUAAUUGUAUCCUUCUUGAGUUAGAGCAAGAUGGAUUUAUUACACCUGAUGAAAAGGCAGAAAAACUUAUUAAAAAUUUAACCAAAUUAAAUUAUUUAUUUGCUCUUAAAUUACUUUUUGAUACCCCAUUUAACCAAUUUUCGGAUGAAGUUCUUCGAAAUUCUUUGGUUGCAUUAGCAGAUCCGACGCAUUUUGAUUAUUAUGGAAAACAGAGUAUGGUCAGACUAGAGUUACACAUUCGUACCUGGGUUGCUGUAUUGGAAAAGAUUUGCGUGACACCAAUGCGCUUAAGUAAAGAACUUCGAGAUAAAGUUUAUAGCUCUUUAGCAAAAUUUGCAGAAAUUCAUAAAAAAACAACUCAAGUAAUGCAAGAAGGAAUUGAUAAUAAUUUUAGGUCUGAAUUUAAUCAAUUCAAUCAAUUACAUGAUAAUAAAGAAGAUGAAGGAAUUAUGAACAAACGAAAUUAUAAUAUUGACUUCUUAUUAAUUCAUUUACGAGAUACAUUACAUAGUUUACGUGAUGAUGAGACUUGGUUUCAAGAAAUUAUACGAAGAACCAAGGAAUUACUUAAGGGUGCAUUAAAUAUUACACCAGGAGCUUUAUCAACACUAGCACCCGGAGUUGCUCUUCCAAAUGAUAAUUGUUCGAUCUUAUCAAUGCUCACUCAAUUACGAAAAGGAUUAAAUUUUAAGUAUCCAGUAGCGUCUUAUUAUGUAGAUUGGAGAGUUAUGUUGAUAAUUCAACAUAAUUUAUUCAAUUGGUCUGGUGGUACUGAAAAUAUAAUUAGUAAAAAAUUUCAAGAAAUGGUAUUAAUGGAAUAUUUUUGGAGUUAUUUAGAAAAAGAAUGGAUUGAUGUUACUGAUAAUUCUAUUUUAGAUUCUCAAUCAAAAUUUGAUGAAAUAUCAAAUAAACUUGUUAAAGCUUUUAAAAAUACUGGAAAUUUCAUUAAUGAUCUUGUUGGAAAUGAACCUCUUGCUUUACCACAUACUUUAUGGUUUGGAAUAUUAGAUCUCGCACAAAAUCUUAUCCAAAGAUCCACUCGAAAAUCCACUCAUGGUCUAUGUUAUUAUUUAGCAAUUGAAUCACUUAAUAGAGCUCCCAGUAGUUUCAUUCAAUUUAAAGCAAUUGAAAUAUUAUUUCAUUUACAUAAUAUUAAUCAACAAAUGUUUUCAAUAAUUGAAAUUGACUUUAAUCAAUACAUUCAAAAAUUAAAUGAAACAGAUUCAACAACAGAUUCUUCAGAAAAAUUUCAAAAUUUGUUAGCGUUUGUUAAAAAAAAGUGUGCUGAUGAUUUUAAUCUAUUAAAUUAUAAUAUUGAAAAAGGAAAGGGAAAAGGAAAAGAAAAGAGUCUAUCAAUUCAAAAUACAAACUUAACAAAAAAAAUUUCGAAAUUGGGUGAAAUUUUAGAAAUGAUUGCAAAUGAAAUGACUUGCCCGAUUGAUCAUGAACCAACAGAUCAAUUAUGUGUUUUACAAUGUCAACAUAUAUUAUCAUUUAAUAAUUUAAAAAAAUUGAAACAGAAAAAUUGCCCUAAAUGUCGAGAAAAUAUUGAAGAUAAUGGUAUUAGAUAUUUACCACAAAAUGUUAUUUAUAAACAUUUAUAUUCCCAAUUUUUUGAAGCUGGACAUAUUUUACCUUCAAUUGAAGUAGAAGAUUUAACAAACAACCAAUAUGAUGAUAGUGAUUCAGAUGAUUCAGAAGUUGAUCUUAUGUUAACUAAGAAAAAGAAAAUUCUAAAAGCAAUUAGGUUAAAUCCAAAUAUAUCAUUAAAAUCAAUAUUCCAAAUUAGAAAAAAACAGCAUCCAACAUAUCUAAAUGCUAUUAAAGAAUUAAAAGAAAAAAAUUAUAAAAAUGCUGAACAUUGGUGUAAAGAGUUUCUUAAAACCUAUCCAGAAAGUUAUUCUAUAAGAUGUAUUUUAGCUUACACUUAUAGAUGUCUCAAUAAUUAUAAACAAGCACAUUUACAUUUAAAUGAAGCUAUUGAGCUGAAAGGAAAAAAGCUCAAUGCCUGGUAUAUUCGUGGAGAAAUUCAUUUAAGACAGGGCAAUUAUGAUGAUGCAGUAAGAGAUUUAAUAACUUCAAUAACUUCAAUAAAUUAUAAUGCUAAAAUGAAUUUUUUAUAUAUAAUGAUUGGAAUUAGUUAUUGUAAUAGUAAUGAUAAUGAAGAUGCCUUAAAAUAUUUUGAUAAUGUAUUACAAAAUGAUCCAAAUAAUCAUUUAUGUCUUAGGUACUGUGCUUAUAUUUAUGAAAAGCAAGGAAAAUUCUCAGAUACUCUAAAGAUGUUAGAUAAAUUGCUCAAGAUUAAUGAGAAAGAUUCAUUAAUUUUAUGUUAUUAUGGAGAAACUAUAAGUAAAAUGAAAAAGUAUGAUAGUGCUAUAACAUAUUUUACAAAAGCAAGUAAUAUAGAUCCAGAAAAUAUUCAUAAUUUAACUAAGAGAGCUAUUAUAUAUUGUAUUCUUCAAGAAUAUGAAAAAGCUUUAUUGGAUAUUAAUAAUAUCAUACAAUUAGAUACUUGUAAGGGAUUAAUAUAUUUUAUAAUGGCAGAUAAUAUUGAAUUAGAUCCUAAUAUUGAUUGGAAUCUAAAGUUUUUGAAUCUUAUUUCUAAGAUUAAUGAAUUCGCUAAUAUAAAUCAUGAUGAAUCAUUGCUUUUGAUGAGAUGCACAAUAUAUAUUAGAUUAAAAAAAUAUGAAGAUGCAGUAUUAGAUUUAGAUAGAUUGUUUGAGAUAAAUGAAGAUAUCUCAUUUGCUUAUUUAUUACAAAAAUAUUCAGAUUUUUGGUUAUACUUGUGUAAAUCAUAUCUUCUUAAUGAUCGGGUUCAUCUUGGAAUUACUAAUUAUUUUGACCUUUAUAUGUAUAGAGUGGAUUUUUACAGUAAAAGGGAUUUAUUUUAUGUCCCAUCUUAUGAAGUUUAAUUGUAAAUAUCAAAUUCAAUUUCGAGAAAGUUAUUUAAAUGGGCGCAUAUUAUCUCUUAAAGGCAUUUAUUUAAGCUUGCCCGAAUUUUCUAUUGCCGAUAUGCCUUCUGUCAAAAAUGCAUUCUAUGAUAUAAUUUGGAAAAUAAAUAUCAAAAAAAUAAUUUCGUCGGACUGUUUUAUUAAAUUUAUAGUUGAAAGAAAAUGUUCAGUAAGUGUAAUUAAUAACAAAUAUUUAG